Molecule: messenger RNA, 2790 nt
Organism: Acaromyces ingoldii
Lineage: Eukaryota; Fungi; Basidiomycota; Exobasidiomycetes; Exobasidiales; Cryptobasidiaceae
Product: Metallo-dependent phosphatase
Exons: 3
Coding region: 152-2719 (855 amino acids)
Biological process (GO): nucleotide catabolic process
Molecular function (GO): hydrolase activity
Source: RefSeq, a predicted model, not a curated record
CGAUGAAACAAGACUCGUUGAGGCACGUUUCAGUGGAGGGCAAAGCUUUUCAAUUAGGUUUUGCUGAGAUCGGACCUCUGGAGGGCGCAGAGGUGACGGAGGAGCCCGACAAAUUUCUCCAGCAAGCAGGUACGCCCUUGUCGCCAACACGAUGACGACGGAGGGGGGCGAAUGCGGCGAAGAGGGCGUGAAGAAGCUGCCCAUUCUGCACUUCAACGACGUCUACCGUGUCAAGCAGACGUCGAGGGCCCUUGGAGGAACAAUCUCGGCAGACCAAUUCGCGGCAAAAGUCGGCUCGCUGCGACAGUCGUGGGGCGAAGAGCCAAGGAAACUCAAUCUCAUCGGAUCAGAAAACGGGAUAGACGAGAGGAAGGGUGAAGAGAUCGUUGAUGCACCCAAGCAAAACGCAGAGGCGGACAACCUCAAAGGCCUUGUCCUCUUCUCGGGCGAUGUCUUCAACCCGAGUAUCGAGAGCAGCGUAACGCGGGGCGAGCACAUGAUAGACGUCCUCAACUCGCUCUCCAUUGACUGUGCCUGUCUGGGUAACCAUGACUUCGACUUUGGCUAUCCCCACCUGCAGCGACUUAUGGGCCUGACCAACUUUCCCUGGACCUUUUCCAAUAUUGCCGACGUGGCUUCCUCGUCGACAAAGGACAGCGAGCAAGCAUUCAAGGAUGAGCCGCAGGAAGGCGAUGGGCAGGUGAAGGGCACGCUUCGCAGUUGGAUCGCCCCUGCCAUCAACGGCGUUCGAGUGGGCUGCAUCGGCCUGGUUGAGAAGGACUGGAUCGCAACCGUGCCCGCCUUUCCCCCCGAGUUUCGAUACCGAUCCAUGGCGCAAGUGGCUCGGCGCAUCUCCAAGGAGCUCAGGAGCGGAGAUCAGCCCUGCGACGUUGUUGUGGCCAUCACUCAUUGCCGCCUUCCCAAUGACAUCGACCUCGCCAACGAGCUCGGAGCAACAAAGAAUGCUCCGUUCGACCAGCACGGCGUCGACCUGAUCCUCGGCGGGCACGAUCACAUGUACUACAUCGGCAAGGGCAUCGACACCUACGAGGGCGAGGAGUGGCAGGCGACUCUGCCAGGGGCGGAAAAGGACCAAGGGUGCAUAAUUGUCAAGUCAGGGACCGACUUCCAGGAUCUGAGCGAGAUAAGCCUCGAGCUGAGCGAGGUUCACGAGGGAGCCGUAAGGAGGAGGACGAUUACAAAGGCGAGCGUUCGGCGACACAAGACGAAGCCCGAUGAUCCUACCCUCCCAGAGUUAAGAACGCACAUUGACAGCCUCAUGUCCAGAGUGGAUCAGGCGACGGGUCAGCCAGUUGCAUUUAGCCUGACGCCCCUCGACUGCCGCGCCGACAAGGUACGGACGGAAGAGUCCGCUGUGGGCAACCUCAUUGCCGACAUCUUGAUGCAUUCCUACGAGGAUGCCUUGCGAGAGAGAGACAAGAGAGGUGAAUUCGCAGAAAGGAGACCAGAGGACGUCAGGGAGGUCGACAUGUGUCUUAUAUGCGGGGGUAGCUUGCGAGGGGACUCUGUCUUUGGGCCAGGCACCAUUGCGCUGCGAGACAUUCUGACGAUUGCGCCGUUUGAAGACUCGAUCGUUGUCAAGGAGAUGAAAGGGUCUGGCAUCCUGGAGGCGCUUGAGAAUGGCUUUUCAUCGUAUCCGAGCCAGGAAGGCCGCUUCCCACAGACUGCUGGUCUCUUCAUCAAGUGGGACUCGCGCAAGAAGCCCGGCGAGCGUCUCGUGGAGGUGCGCCUGCUCGAGGACAUCCAUAUGCUUCACCCAGACGGUUCAAAGGUCCAGAAGGAUGACACCGAGGAUCGUCGAGGCUCCGUUUCCUCUCUGACAUCAUACGCUUUUGAGCGAAGCGCAGAGGGAGGCUAUUCGAUUGAUGUCAACAAGCCUCGACUGAGAAAGGGUCCGCACCUCGACUCCAACAAAAUGUACCGUGUUGCGACCCGAGAGUACAUGGCAGACGGCCACGAUGGUUACACAGCCCUGUCAAGGGGAAAUGACCUUAUCGACCACGAGAAUGGAAGCCUGAUGAGCACGCAAGUCCGCAAAUUCUUGCUCGGUGCCAAUUUGAUCUGGAGGCUCAAGAGCUUCAGGGACUCAGCCGAUGAGACAGGAAAGGGUAAAGUAGGCAUAGAUGGCAUGCUGUCAAGCAAGACGUCGAAGGCCGUCGAUCGGGCGCACGCCAUCUCAAAGUCGUAUCAGUCCUCGGAACAAGCAGGGCCGCCUUCGACGCCUGCCAAGAAGAAGAGGGCGCCGCAUGCUCUGGAGAACCUGGGCACCCCGGGGCAGCAGAAAAUCGUCAUUGAUUCCAGUCCGGGAGGCAUUCGCGAUGCUAUGCACGUCGGCUCGAGCGAGCAUCACAGCCGUUUCGAUGCCGUGACAAGGCACUACAAUGCUUCCUCGUCUGCCCAGAUGAGCAAGGCGCGUGGUGCCAGGUCUGCCUCGUCUGCCUCGACAUCCUUUGAUGACAUAGACGAGGACUCGGGCGAGAUGGAUGUCUCUUUCCUCUCAAAUUCCAUUUCGAGCCUUCGCGCGCCCAGUACAGAUGGCGGAUUGGGACCUUCAAGUCCAGUUGUGGAGCGACGGCACCUCGAAGUAAGCCCCGAGGAUGGCGAGGUGCUUCGAGAAAAGAGCAAUGCGGAUCUAGCCAUCAUUGCGCCCUUGGUGGACGGUAGAAUGAUCGAUGUUGCUAGAUUGUCUCCGUCAUAAUCAUAGCCUCUUAUAAUAAUACAGAACAGUACCAUUACACUACUGCACAACGAUGAAUCCCAGCCAAUUAU